Messenger RNA from Dendronephthya gigantea, 2476 nucleotides. RefSeq names its product double-strand break repair protein MRE11-like. NCBI's taxonomy places the organism in Eukaryota, Metazoa, Cnidaria, Anthozoa, Malacalcyonacea, Nephtheidae. The transcript has 21 exons. Bases 243 to 2171 code for a protein of 642 amino acids. Gene Ontology annotation, cellular component: Mre11 complex; nucleus. Gene Ontology annotation, biological process: double-strand break repair via homologous recombination; mitotic intra-S DNA damage checkpoint signaling; mitotic G2 DNA damage checkpoint signaling. The record is from RefSeq and is a predicted model, not a curated record. Gene Ontology annotation, molecular function: 3'-5'-DNA exonuclease activity; DNA endonuclease activity; manganese ion binding.
ACAAGAUGUUGAAAAAGGAUAACGAAUUGUUGCUCCCAGUGCACUAAACCACCUAAUACCUAAUAAUCAAAAGGAAUAGAAACCAAGGUAUUUUUCUCACACUCUUGGCUGAAUGGCUCUUCUAUGCAAAAAUUAUGAAAGAAAAAACAUGAAUUGCGGAUUUGUGAGUUAUAAAGAAUUAUGCAGCGAAGACGCAUUUUGGCAAAUAAUACCAGCUGCCUCGAUUUGUGUUUGGGAAGAUCAUGGAGGAUAAAGAAGAUAGAGCAAGUCAAAGGUCAAUUAAUGAUGAGGAUCUUGAUCAUGAGAAUACAAUGUCUAUUCUUGUUGCUACCGAUAAUCACAUCGGAUACAUGGAAAAAGACCCAGAGAGAGCAUCAGAUUCGUUGGUAACAUUUGAAGAGAUACUACAAAUCGCUAAAGAGAAAAAAGUUGAUUUUAUUUUGCUUGGUGGAGAUUUAUUCCAUGAAAAUAAACCAUCUCGAAAAAUAGUUCAUAAGACAAUGGAGAUAAUACGAAAAUAUUGCAUGGGAGAUCAACCAUGUUUCCUGGAAUUUCUCAGUGAUCAAUCUAUCAAUUUUGCAGCCAACAGUUUUCCCACUGUGAACUACGAGGAUCCUAACUAUAAUAUCUCUAUUCCAAUAUUCUCAAUUCACGGAAAUCAUGAUGAUCCAGCAGGGGAUGGGAAUUUAUGUACACUUAAUCUAUUUAGUGUCAGUGGUUUUGUUAAUUAUUUUGGUAAAGCAAGCAAUGUAGAUGAUAUUACUAUAAGCCCUAUACUUAUGCAAAAGGGUACGACAAAGUUAGCUCUGUAUGGCCUGGGAUCUGUACGCGAUGAAAGAUUACAUCGAACAUUUCUUAACAAAAAAGUCAAAAUGCUUCGUCCAAAGGAAGAUCCUGACUCUUGGUUCAAUUGCUUUGUUCUUCAUCAAAACAGAGCUAAACACGGAGCAAAAAAUCAUAUUCCUGAGAAUUUUCUUGACGAUUUUCUUGAUCUGGUAAUCUGGGGCCAUGAACAUGAAUGUCUUAUUGAUCCUCAAUAUUCGGAAUCUGAGAAAGAUAUUUAUAUCAGUCAACCUGGUUCAUCAGUCGCAACUUCGUUGUGUGAGGGAGAAGCUAAAGAGAAGUACUGUGGAAUUUUACGAGUUGUUGGAAAGAAUUUUCGUAUGGAUAAAUUUCGCUUAAAGACAGUACGUCCAUUUUACACAAAAGAUGUUAUAUUAAGUGAGACUGAUGUUGAUUCUUUUGACGACGCCGCUGCGCAAGAGUAUUUAGCUGAACAGGUGGAAGAACUGAUUGCCCUAUCUGAGCGUGAGCACACUGGAGACAUCAGACAACCAAAACUACCUUUGAUACGACUCAGGGUUGAGUACACGGGUGGAUUUUCGCCUUUCAAUGUCAACAGAUUUGGACAACAGUUCGUAAAACGUGUUGCAAAUACAAAGGAUAUUCUACUGUUUUAUCGCAAGAGAGUUUUAACUGUUAGAGAAAAGAAAACUAAUGACGUUGGAACAGUUCGAAUUCGUCCUGAAAUAUUAGAUGAAGUUCAUGUUGAAGACCUUGUUAAAGAAUAUCUUAAUUCUCAAGAGAAUAAACUGCAAUUAAAUAUUUUAUCUGAGCGCAAGAUGGGAUUAGCCUUGCAAGAAUUUGUCGACAAAGAUGAGAAAGAAGCAAUUGGUGAGAUUGUCAAAUUACAACUUCGUGAUACUCAGAAAACAUUAUCAACAAAGAAUGUCCGAUAUGAAAAUGACAUUGUCCAGGAGGUUAUCAAAGAAACUGAACGAAGUCGAACCGUAGAGCCAAGCCAGGAAGAAGACGCGCACACAAGAAAGAUUUUAAAAGAAGCGGUGCAACAUUCUCAAAGCAAAGUGCAAGAUACACCGAUCACUUUAUCCGACGAAAGUGAUGGAGAGGAUGGAAGUCGAACUACUAAGACCACUCGGGGACGAGGGCGUGGCAGAGGGCGUGGUAGAGGGAAAGAACGAUCUGAAGGAUCGCGAAAAACAACAUCUGCUCGUGGAAAAAAGCCGCAGAUUCUGUUUGAAGAUGGUGGCAGUUUAUCCUUUGGUAAGAACGACUCGAGAGGCAAGUUAUCUAGUUCUGCAUGGGAUCAAAACUCGAAUGAGCUGGAUGAGGAAGAUCCUUUUGCUUUUCCAACGAAACGAAAACGUUAAGGCUCUUCUAAUAUCCUAACGUCAGGCAAAGAGCCAUUAAAGGUAUUUCUCAUUAACGGCGGCCCUGAAUGUAAAAACAAUGGGAUGAAAAACUAGGAAAACCUCGUAAAUAUGAAAACUAUAGAAAAAGGCAAAAGGCAACAAAUAGUUCUAAAGUUUACCAACAGCGAAGGUUCGAAAUAAUGGAGCGAUUCUGGCCCUCGGCGUCAAUAACUUCCAGUUCCGAAGGCUGAAAUUCGGGUAUCAGAGGUUCAUAAUGUUGAGUAUUGAACGUUAUAUUUUUAAAAGAAUACAUUAAUAUAGCA